AUGGGUGGGAUACUCGCCGAUUCCGAUCGCUUGCAAACUGUCAUCGUGUUGGACGCCGACAAAACCUUGGCCCAGGAAGAUAGCGGUGUGCUCUUCUGGGAGCAGGUCCGGGCUGCCUCAGCUGAGGACGAGAUCAACAGCCCUUUGAAAGCGUUAUUUAACAAUCCCCUGGGAUAUUCUUACACUGCUUUCCGUCAGGCAACAUUGUUGUAUGAAGAGGCUCUUGGUGAUGUGGAAUCUGAGGCUUGUUGCGAGACUGUGUCAUCAUUGAUCCAUAUGCAUAGUGAUAUUAAGGACUCUUGCACUUGGUUGGCAGAACGAGACAUGUCCACGCAGUCGUCGUUACCUGUGGAAUCCGAUCUGUGUGGGAGAAGGUCCUUGAAAUAG
Molecule: messenger RNA, 387 nt
Organism: Penicillium hordei
Lineage: Eukaryota; Fungi; Ascomycota; Eurotiomycetes; Eurotiales; Aspergillaceae
Exons: 1
Coding region: 1-387 (128 amino acids)
Source: RefSeq, a predicted model, not a curated record